Saccharomyces eubayanus is the source of this 291-nucleotide messenger RNA. RefSeq lists its product as uncharacterized. Gene Ontology annotation, molecular function: mitochondrion autophagosome adaptor activity. The record is from RefSeq and is a predicted model, not a curated record. Gene Ontology annotation, biological process: mitophagy. The transcript has a single exon. Bases 1 to 291 code for a protein of 96 amino acids. Lineage: Eukaryota; Fungi; Ascomycota; Saccharomycetes; Saccharomycetales; Saccharomycetaceae.
AUGAACGUACCUUCGGCCCCGACCCCCAACAAGCAGCUGAACAUACCGGACAUGAGGUUCGCGAAGGUGUUCCAGAGGGCGCUUUACCGCGACCUGGCGCCCUCGGCGUCCCGCUCGCGCAAGCUGGCGGUGGUUGCUAAAGUAGUGGUCCGCGACGUGCUGCUCAUGCCCCUCGUGCAAAGCAUUGUCUUGUCACUCGCGCUCAUCGCCGCCAAGGACUGGUUGCACUAUAUCCGCCUCAAAGGGCUCACUCUGGGCGCCCGCCUCAGGCAAAGGCUCUUCCCCAUAUAA